AUGGAUUCUUCUUUUUUCCUUACCACUGUUGCUGCUGCAAUAGGAUGCUUUACCCUUUUGAGAAAACUCAGAUUCCAUCGAAAAGAUAACAAAGAAAAGGAUUCUUCUUUUUCUUCAUCUCCUUCUCCUUCUUCUUCUUUGUCCCCUUCAUCAGUUCCUCCACCUUCUUCUUCUCGCAUCUGGACACACCAUGUCUUUCCCAGCUUCCGCGGGGAAGAUGUCCGCAGAGAUUUUCUCAGUCACAUUCAGAUGGAGUUUCAAAGAAACGGAAUCACUCCUUUCAUUGAUAAUGAGAUCAAAAGAGGAGAAUCCAUCGGUCCUGAGCUCAUAAGGGCGAUUAGAGGGUCUAAGAUCGCAAUCAUCUUGCUCUCAAGGAACUACGCUUCUUCAAAAUGGUGUCUUGACGAACUGGUGGAGAUUAUGAAGUGCAGAGAAGAGCUGGGUCAAACUGUGAUGGCCAUUUUCUACAAAGUGGAUCCAUCUGAUGUUAAAAAGCUGACAGGAGAUUUUGGUAGAGUCUUUAGAAAAACUUGUUCUGGUAAAAAAAAGGAGGACACUGAGAGAUGGAGACAAGCUUUGGCAAAAGUGGCAACAAUCGCUGGUUAUCAUUCAAACAACUGGGAUAAUGAAGUGGCCAUGAUCAAGAAAAUCGCCACUGAUAUUUCGAACAUGUUGAAUAACUCCAUAUCAUCAAGUGAUUUCGACGGGUUAGUUGGGAUGAGAGCUCAUUUGGAAAAGAUGGAACCAUUGUUAUGCCUAGAAUCAGAUGAGGUGAGGAUGAUUGGGAUUUGGGGUCCUCCUGGGAUUGGGAAGACCACGAUCGCUAGAGUCGUAUACCACCAACUCUCCAACAGCUUUCAACUGAGUGUCUUCAUGGAAAACAUCAAAGCAAACUAUACAAGACCUUGUUCUGAUGACUACAGCACGAAGUUGCAAUUACAACAGCAGUUUAUGUCUCGAAUAACCAACCAUAAGGAUAUGGAGGUUUCUCAUUUGGGAGUUGUCCCAAAUAGGUUGAAAGACAAGAAAGUUCUUGUCGUUCUUGAUGGCGUGGACCAACUAGUACAACUAGAUGCGAUGGCGAAAGAGACUUGGUGGUUUGGUCCUGGGAGUCGAAUUAUCAUUACAGCACAAGAUCAAAGUCUUUUUAGAGCACAUGGCAUUAGCCAUAUAUACAAGGUGGAUUUCCCAGAAACUGAUGAGGCUCUCCAAAUCUUUUGUAUGUAUGCUUUUGGUCAAAAAUCCCCUAAAGAUGGUUUUGAGGAGCUAGCUUGGGAAGUCACAAAACUUGUUGGUAAACUCCCUUUAGGGCUAAGGGUUAUGGGCUCCUACUUUCGGGGAAUGUCCAAGCAAGAGUGGAAAAGUUCAAUACCGAAGUUAAAGAGUAGCCUAAGCCCUGAUAUUCAAAGCAUUUUGAAGUUCAGCUAUGACGCUUUAGAUGAGGAAGAUAAAGAUUUAUUUCUUCAUAUAGCAUGUUUUUUCAAUCAUGCAGAGAUUGAGAGAAUGGAAGCGUAUCUUGGGAAGAAGUUCUUGGAAGUGAGGCAAAGGCUUAACGUCUUAGCUGAGAAAUCUCUCAUAUCUAUCGAGUGGCGGAAGAAUUGGAGGCGUUCUGGGCACUCGUAUUGGAUAGAUAUGCAUAGUUUGCUAGGACAACUUGGUAAGGAUAUUGUUCGUAAACAAUCUAUUGACGAGCCUGGACAGCGCCGGUUUUUGGUCGAUAAAAGAGAUAUUUCUGAAGUACUGACUGAUGAUGCAGCAGGUGGUAAAAGUGUCAUCGGCAUAAAUUGCUACUGCAACAGCGGAGAUAUCGAUAUAGAUAUAAGCGAGAGAGCCUUUGAAAGAAUGACUAAUCUCCAGUUUUUAAGAUUAGACAUUCACACAUUCUGGGGUUCUAGCGCUCGUGGUCCUGGUCGCAACAAAUUGCAUCUACCGCGAGGUCUGAAAUAUAUAUCUCGUAAACUUCGAUUCCUAGAGUGGAGAUAUUUCCCGAUGAAAUGUUUGCCUUCUGUUGUGAACGUGGAGUUCCUUGUCGAACUAAUUCUGGCAGACAGCCAGCUUGAGAAGUUGUGGGAAGGAGUUAAAUCGCUUCGAAAUCUCAAGUGGAUGGAUUUGAGUAAUUCUGUAUACUUGAAGGAGCUUCCUGAUCUCUCAACUGUCACUAACCUCAAGACACUGUAUCUGAAUGGCUGCUAUAGCCUGGUGAAGCUCCCUUCCACCAAUGGGUAUACCUACAAUCUGCAGGAUUUGAUUCUUACAAAUUGCUCGAGUCUGACCAAACUCCCCUCCUCUAUUGGGCAUGCCACCAAUCUCCAACGAUUAAAUCUCCGUAGAUGCUCAAGUCUGUUGGAGCUGCCCGCCUCUAUUGGAAAUGCCACUAAUCUAAAGGACUUGAUCCUUAAUUAUUGCUCAAGUCUGGUGGAGCUGCCCGCCUCAAUUGGGAAUGCCACUAAUCUAACUGUCUUGAACCUUGAACGUUGCUCAAGUCUGUUGGAGCUGCCCGCCUCAAUUGGGAAUGCCACUAAUCUAACCGACUUGAACCUUGAACAUUGCUCAAGUCUGGUGGAACUACCUUCUUCUAUUGGAAAUGCCACUAAUCUAACCGACUUGAACCUUAGAUAUUGCUCAAGUCUGGUGGAACUACCUUCUUCUAUUGGAAACCUUCACAAGUUGGAGAAACUGAGAUUAAAAGGAUGCUGUAAGCUAGAGGUUCUGCCCACCAACAUCAACUUGGAAUCUUUGGAGGUACUUGAUCUCACGGAUUGCUCGAUGUUGAAAAGUUUUCCUGAGAUUUCCACAAACGUUAAACGUCUCAGGCUCAGUGGAACAGCAAUUGAACAAGUGCCUCCCUCGAUCAGGUCGUGGCCUCGUCUUGCUGACUUCUCUAUGUCGUACUUUGAAAACCUCAAGGAAUUGCCUCAUGCUCUUGAAAGAAUCACACGGCUGGACUUGAGCAAUACAGAAAUACAAGAAUUAUCACUCCCACAGUUUACAGAUUCCUUCUCAACGCUUGAUGCAGAAAAUUGCGAGUCCCUGGAGAGACUGGAUUUCUCCUUUCUCAAUCCAAGGAUUCGUCUCAACUUCGGCAACUGCUUCAAACUGAAUCAAGAAGCAAGAGACCUCAUCAUCCAGAGUAGAGGAGAAGCGGUCUUACCAGGUAGACAAGUGCCUCCGUACUUCACUCACCGGACCACUAGCGGGAAUUCGUUAACAAUUAAGUUGAAAGAGAGGCCUCUUCCUAAAUCCAUGAGAUUUAAGGCUUGCAUCUUGCUGGUUUAUAAAGGUGACGAUAAUGAAUAUUCUCCUGAUGAUUACUUCCAUUUAACGUAUAGAGAAGGGACAAAGCCUAUAAAACCGGUUUUAACAGAGCAUCUGUACACAUUCGAAUUUGAAGCGAAGGUGACUUCGAGCGAGCUCGUCUUUGAGUUCCAAAUGGAAAGAAUUGAUGUUCCUUCAGAUAAUAACGGUUGGAAGGUUGAAGCAUGUGGGCUACUCCAACUCUUGGAGGUCCCUUGAUGUUGUUGAUGAGCACGAUGACAGCUUGAGCAGUGGCCAUGUUGGAUGCAAAAUUAACAAUAAUUUAUCUCCGUUUAUCUUUUUGCUCUGCCUUUUUGAAUCACACUGUACAAUAUGUUCCUCUG
Messenger RNA from Eutrema salsugineum, 3638 nucleotides. Its product is annotated as disease resistance protein TAO1. Gene Ontology annotation, molecular function: ADP binding. Lineage: Eukaryota; Viridiplantae; Streptophyta; Magnoliopsida; Brassicales; Brassicaceae. Gene Ontology annotation, biological process: defense response; signal transduction. The record is from RefSeq and is a predicted model, not a curated record. The transcript has 4 exons. Bases 1 to 3513 code for a protein of 1170 amino acids.